AUGGAUGAAGAUUACGAAUACACAUACGAAUACACAUACGAUUACAAAUAUGAAUAUAAAUACGAAUAUAAAUACGAAUACAAAUACGAAAACCAAUAUAGUCACUGUGUGGGUUGUGAUUUUUGCAAUGUAGAUGCAAAUACUAAUAUAAAUACAAAUGUAGAAAAAACCAAAAUAAGACAUAAAAAAUAA
Molecule: messenger RNA, 192 nt
Organism: Dictyostelium purpureum
Lineage: Eukaryota; Evosea; Eumycetozoa; Dictyosteliales; Dictyosteliaceae
Exons: 1
Coding region: 1-192 (63 amino acids)
Source: RefSeq, a predicted model, not a curated record